Saimiri boliviensis boliviensis (Bolivian squirrel monkey) is the source of this 4537-nucleotide messenger RNA. It is a transcript of the gene LANCL2, whose product is annotated as LanC like glutathione S-transferase 2. Gene Ontology annotation, biological process: carbohydrate metabolic process; peptide modification. The record is from RefSeq and is a predicted model, not a curated record. Gene Ontology annotation, cellular component: plasma membrane. Lineage: Eukaryota; Metazoa; Chordata; Mammalia; Primates; Cebidae.
CUCGGGAGGGCCUCGGGCGGGAGGGCGCGGGAGGGUCGCGCCCGGGGCCUGGCUCCGGGCCUCAGCGGCGAGCGGCGCUCAGGGGCCGUGGGCGUCAGCCGCGUGAGCCGCGUUCCCGCAGCCCGGCCCCGGGAGGUGACUGCGAGGCCCGCGGACACCCCCAGCCCCUGAGCGGCGACCUGCCCCCGACGCCGGGCCCGGAGGCCGGCCCUCCUGGGCCACGUGUGGGCCCCGGGCCCGCGCCGUCACGGAAACGUUGUCCCGGUAGAUUCGUGACUGUGUGCCCUGGACUCGGACGCAGGUGUAGGGGAGGCCGGACUUCACCCCCGGAGGGUGCGCAGCUGGGCCCGAGCCGCACUGACAGAAAGCCGGUUAACAGGAGAGAAGCGUGCCCAUCUCCUGCGUACGGCUUGUCGGCUUGUGUGAAAGAGACACACGCAAGUGGCAAACCCCAAAUGCUCUUAGGCCAGGCGGGACCGAGGGCGGCGGCUGUGGGACGGGGACCGAGCCAGCGGAAGACGGACCCGUGUGUCUGAACCGCGUCUGGGUGGAAGUCUCCGCCCUGACCGCCCGGCAGGGUUUCCUCGCCGCUGUGUAGGGAGGCCAUCUUUCACAGGAGUUCUGCCUCCGGCUUUUAGGAAGAACAGGGGGCAGUUUAGAGCACUCCGAUUUUUCAAGUGCUUUUAGCUCAGAAUAAUCCUUGUGCCAGAGAGAGAUUUUUGGGGUGGCAUACCCUUCACGGGCUAUCUGAACAAAGUGUAACGGGGAAGGCAAAACGCAGAAUUAGAGGAAGAUCGAGUAUCAGCACAACUGUUUUCAUGCUUGGUAAAACUGCACUUUUACCAGGUUUUCUUUUUCCACUGAAGUACGUGUUCCAAGGCCCCCUUCAUCUCCCUGGAUCCCCGUGUAUUUCAUAUUUGUAAACGGGCAAGGCGGCUAAAACAAGAUCAUUCAUAAUUUCAUAAGACGGAUCCAGACCAAAAUUAAAGAUCUUCUACAGCAAAUGGAAGAAGGGCUGAAGACAGCUGAUCCUCAUGACUGCUCCGCUUAUACUGGCUGGACAGGCAUAGCCCUUUUAUACCUGCAGUUGUACCGGGUCACAUGUGACCAGACCUACCUGCUCCGAUCCCUGGAUUAUGUAAAAAGAACACUUCGGAAUCUGAAUGGGCGCAGGGUCACCUUCCUCUGUGGGGAUGCCGGGCCCCUGGCUGUUGGAGCUGUGAUUUAUCACAAACUCAGAAGUGACUGUGAAUCCCAGGAAUGCGUCACAAAACUUUUACAGCUCCAGAAAGCGGUUGUCUGCCAAGAAUCAGACCUUCCUGAUGAGCUGCUUUAUGGACGGGCAGGUUAUCUGUAUGCCUUACUGUACCUGAACACGGAGAUAGGUCCAGGCACUGUGUGUGAGUCUGCUAUUAAAGAGGUAGUCAAUGCUAUUAUUGAAUCGGGUAAGACCCUGUCAAGGGAAGAAAGAAAAACAGAACGCUGCCCACUGCUGUACCAGUGGCACCGGAAGCAGUAUGUUGGAGCGGCCCAUGGCAUGGCUGGAAUCUACUAUAUGUUAAUGCAGCCAGCAGCAAAAGUGGACCAAGAAACCUUGACAGAAAUGGUGAAGCCCAGUAUUGAUUACGUGCGCCACAAAAAAUUUCGAUCUGGGAAUUACCCGUCAUCGUUAAGCAAUGAAACAGACCGGCUGGUGCACUGGUGCCACGGCGCCCCGGGGGUCAUCCACAUGCUCAUGCAGGCGUACAAGGUCUUUAAGGAGGAGAAGUACUUGAAAGAGGCCAUGGAGUGCAGCGAUGUGAUUUGGCAGCGCGGUCUGCUGCGGAAGGGCUACGGGAUCUGCCACGGGACUGCUGGCAAUGGCUACUCCUUCCUGUCCCUUUACCGUCUCACGCAGGAUAAGAAGUACCUCUACCGAGCUUGCAAGUUUGCAGAGUGGUGUCUAGAUUAUGGAGCACAUGGGUGCCGCAUUCCUGACAGACCCUAUUCGCUCUUCGAAGGUAUGGCUGGCGCUAUUCACUUUCUCUCCGAUGUCCUGGGACCAGAGGCAUCACGGUUUCCAGCAUUUGAACUUGACUCUUCGAAGAGGGAUGAAAAGGUGCAAAAAGACAACUAAAAUACCCAUUGGGACCAAAAGCCACCAGAUUGUUUAGUGCCUGACACAGAAACAACUGGGAAUCCUGAAAGAGAAAAAAAGCAGACCCCGUCCCAGGCCCCUCUGUUAGGGCAUGAGUGACCGAAGCCAUCCAUCAGCAUUUUGUAAGGGUGCCCUCACCAGUAUAAAACAUGACUUCUUCACACCCGGAUUCUCUGUAGUGUUUGCAUGUUUCUCGGUGUUCGUUGUCUCCAGGUGUAAGCUGCUUUAAGUGGAAGGCUCUUCUCUUCAUGGGACUCGGAGCUGACCACGCAUGAGUAUAUGGCGGUGUCCACUCUUCCAUAUAAAAUGUAUGAAGCGGGAUUUCUUCCAUAUUGUCAAACGAGAGAACAGGUGAUGUCUAUCCUGUAUAUCAGAAAGACGAUCUGGGGUCUGUCCUAGUGACAAUACAUUGUCAGCCUUUUCCGUGGCGCCUUCCGGAUGAGCAUGAGGGAAUGAGCACUCCAGGAUGGACAGGAGCAGCCGGUGCGCAGGGGCUUGCUGGGGGUGUUUAGGAUGCUCAGCGGAACGCUUCCUGUUUGGGCUCUGCGCUCACCUCGGUGUUCUAAAGAAGCCUCUGUGCACUGCAGCUCUGCCAGGGCUCUGUUCCCAGCAGAGGCUGCAGGUGCUCUGUGUAGAGUCCAGGGCAGCCAGAGCCCUGGGGAGGAGACUUCUGGACCCAAAGGGAGCUUUCCCAAGAUGCCCUUGGUGGCUACACUGCAGGCAGCAGCGGCUGAGUGCUGGCAGGUACAGAACAUUUACCCAGUAUCUGCUACUAAGACAGGCUCCACCUCAGUUUAUCAGUAUGAUAAGUUACUGUGAUAAGCAGAGUAAGUACAUUCCAGAUGGGUUAUUAUAGAUGAACAGACACUCAACUGGACUCAUGUCCCCGCAAUUAAACGUAUUUCAACCUUUUGGAAAGUUAUCAGAUUCUAAAUUUGGAAUGAAUGCAUUUCAUAUUUUUUGUCUACUUUGGGGUGAUAAAAAGUAUUAGCCCUCAUUUAUAGACAAGAGAGACAUCAUGUUCUAACCGACAACAUUAUGGUAUCUGUGUGACAUUUUUUAAUUUUAAAAAUUUAAAACCUUUUUAAUUUUAAAAAAUGUGCGCAGUAAGCUGGGGUCGCCUACACUCAUUAAUUCUGUGGUGUAGAUUUCAGGUUUUGGAAGGCUUUCUGUCAUCCUGGAACAAGUGGUCUGGAACUAAGUACUCAAGUUGUGAGCUAAGGCUUGUGUCGUGAAAGACAAGAGGACUCUCGAGAGCCCAGUCCUUGUCUGCAGGGGGCACUCUGAGCACUUCCCAGCCCGUGUCCACUCCUCUCAGACAGGAGAAAGAAAAACGUCAGUUUAGGAGAAAAGUCUCCUUUUUACGUGUAUGGUUGUGUGUGGGGCUGGUAUCCUAAAUCUGUUACAUUCAGCUUCCAAACAAUGCCUGGAGAGUCUCUGCUGCAGACACCCUUGCCCCUGAGUCAUGAUGAUUUUCUUUCAUGUUAGAUUGAUGACUUCUGUGAAUAUAAAUCAUCCUGGUCUGAUUUUACCUGGCCUCCUGGGUCUGCUGAUGGGCUUCACAAGCAGUCCAGCAGCCCACACCUGCAGGCAGGAUGCUGUCGUCAACGAGCCAAGGGCAGCUGCUUGGCAGAAGACCUUACACGGUGUCCAACCUCAUCCAGAUGACAUUGGUCUCAUCCUCCCUGCCCAAUUCAUCAAAACAUAACGCAUCACAGAGCUCAGUCGUGAGGUCCUGCCUGCCCGUUUCUCAAGGGAAGCCAGGAGGCAGCACAGGCGGCACGGGGCUUCCAGGGUGGCCCCUCUCAGAGGAGGCGGUGGCUCGUGGUGCAGCCAGGUGUCUGCAGAGCAGCCCAAGGGUGGCCGAGGGGUCCAGGUGUCCCCCCAGGCGAGUCCAUCCACACACGUGUUUGAAAAACACUGGUCUUUCUAACACACUGAGGGAAAGACUUUAAAAAUCUGUGUAAUAAAUGGAGGAGAUUUUGUUUACAGAUUUUUUUUAAAGCCACCAGGGUUGACGCCUUCUUACUUAUCCACUAGAUGUCAACAGAGGUGCUGUUCUGUGGCUCUGCAUUAAUCCCUGCCUCUUGUCUGUUACGUGUGCUGCUGGUGACAGUAAUUCCAGCUCCGUCCCUGCAGGCAAAGGAGAAACGGGACACACUUCACAGGACAGAGGAUUGACAGAAGUCAGUUUAAGAGAAGUGUUUGAGUCAGACUUCAGAUAUCAUUCAUUUCUUGGAUUUGUGUUCACAAUUGUGUUCUCUAAAAUGUGUCUAAAUUUUAAAAAUAUGUACAUGCAUAAUAUCAUCUUAAAAUAUGAAGGAAAGGAUUUGAUGUCCACAAAAAGUGUUUGAGGUUCUUUGAUUUUGUUAGUAAAAGCCAGUUCUGUGUUGACCUGUG